Molecule: messenger RNA, 1338 nt
Organism: Closterium sp. Naga37s-1
Lineage: Eukaryota; Viridiplantae; Streptophyta; Zygnematophyceae; Desmidiales; Closteriaceae
Source: the annotation of a GenBank genome assembly
AUGCUUCAAGGUGCGCUGGGGGCGCUGGCCGCUGUGUAUGCGGCUGUGUAUGCGGCUGUGUAUGCGGCUGUGUAUGCGGCUGUGUAUGCGGCUGUGUAUGCGGCUGUGUAUGCGGCUGUGUAUGCGGCUGUGUAUGCGGCUGUGUAUGCGGCUGUGUAUGCGGCUGUGUAUGCGGCUGUGUAUGCGGCUGUGUAUGCGGCUGUGUAUGCGGCUGUGUAUGCGGCUGUGUAUGUGGCUGUGUAUGUGGCUGUGUAUGCGGCUGUGUAUGCGGCUGUGUAUGCGGCUGUGUAUGCGCCUGUGUAUGCGGCUGUGUAUGCGGCUGUGUAUGCGGCUGUGUAUGUGGCUGUGUAUGUGGCUGUGUAUGCGGCUGUGUAUGCGGCUGUGUAUGCGGCUGUGUAUGCGGCUGUGUAUGUGGCUGUGUAUGCGGCUGUGUAUGUGGCUGUGUAUGCGGCUGUGUAUGCGGCUGUGUAUGCGGCUGUGUAUGCGGCUGACGGUGGUGGAGGCACGUGGGAGGGUGGCCUGGGCUGUUGCCUAUGGGCCCUAUCGGCCUCUGAUCUCUACCUCCCCCAACCCCUCGUCUCCCUCCCCGAGGUGACGGUGGUGGAGGCGCGCAGCCGGGUGACGGUGGUGGAGGCGCGCAGCAGGGUGGGCGGGCACAUGUGGGGUGGAGCCUUCUUUAAUCUCUUCCGCCUGCCUCUUUCCCCCUUUCUCCCAGGUGACGGUGGUGGGGGCGUGCGGCAGGGUGCGCUGAUGCCUGUCUCCCAUCUCUUUCUAUUCUCCUUCCCCAUCCCCUCUUAUCAGGUGACGGUAGUGGAGGCGCGCGGCAGAGUGGGCGGGUGGCAGUGGUGGAGGCGCGCGGCAGGGUGGGCGGGCGCAUGUGGAGCCGCGAGCAGGUUUUUCAUCCCUCUUUAUUCUUAUCGCCCCCCACCUUCUCCCCCACCCCCCUCCCUUCGCUCCCCACCCCCUACCCCCUCUUCCCCGCAGGUGACGGUGGUGGAGGCGCGCGGAAGGGUGGGCGGGCGCAUGUGGAGCCGAACGGAGGCCGCCCCUGCCGGCUCGCCCACGACGUUCCUGCGAGGCGAGAUGGGCGCGCAGUGGAUCGAGGGCGCCACAGGUAACCCCAUUGCCACCCUAGCUCGAAAAUUCAAGCUCAGAAUUGGGCGGCAGAACGGGCGGGAAAUACAAUUCACAGCCAAGGGGAAGAGAUACAGGGAUCCCGGGUGGUCGGCAGCGGAGGCGGAGUAUCAGACGCUGGUACGGCAAGGCUUGUCCUGGGCGAACAGACAGGACAAGGAUGUGAGCCUGCAGCAGGCGUUCACCAGCGGGCCGUGGAAGUGA